Molecule: messenger RNA, 1417 nt
Organism: Cryptococcus deneoformans JEC21
Lineage: Eukaryota; Fungi; Basidiomycota; Tremellomycetes; Tremellales; Cryptococcaceae
Product: 3'(2'),5'-bisphosphate nucleotidase, putative
Exons: 6
Coding region: 43-1119 (358 amino acids)
Biological process (GO): sulfate assimilation
Molecular function (GO): 3'(2'),5'-bisphosphate nucleotidase activity
Source: RefSeq, a predicted model, not a curated record
AGACUUUGCACAUCCACAGCCAUAUCCCGCGCAGUCCACACCAUGGCCUCUCAACUCCCCUUCACCCGUCUUGUCCAAGAAACACAGAUCGGUAUCCUCUCUGUUCUCAGAGCAUGCUAUCUCACAAAGAACGUCCAAGACACUCUCGUCACAAAGGACACUCUUCUCAAAUCAGACAAGUCUCCAGUGACAGUUGCCGACCUUUCUGCCCAGUCGCUCAUCUCCCUCCACCUCCUCGCUCACUUUCAAGAUCCAAUCAUUGGCGAGGAAGACACGAGUGAGCUGAGAGUGAACGAGCCGUUGAGACAAAGGGUGGUCGGCCUUGUCAAUGGAGGGUUUGAGAAGGAGGAGGGAUGGGGCAAAGAUAAAACUUUUUCAGAGGACGAAAUCCUGAGUGCUAUCGACGCCGGUUCUGCUAAAGGCGGUAACAAGGGUAGAUUCUGGACCAUUGAUCCAGUCGACGGGACGUCUGGCUUCAUUCGUCACCAACAAUACGCUGUAUGCCUUGCACUCAUUGUUGAUGGCGUUGUCGAACUCGGAGUCAUCGGGUGCCCUAACCUUGGCCCUGAGCCCGCCAAGAUUGGUGAGGAAAUCAUUCCUAAUGGCAAGGGUGUCCUCAUGGUAGCUGUGAGGGGUCAAGGCAGCUGGUCUCGCCCUCUCGAUUCUGCCACCUAUACCAAGCUGAAUCUUCCCCCUACUCCCCCGGCCUCCAACCCCCUCACCUUUCUCGAGUCCGUCGAGUCUGGCCACUCUGCGCAUUCUAUCCAGGCUCGAAUUGGCGCCCUACUCGACGUUCAACGUCCCUCCCUCCGUAUGGAUUCUCAGGCGAAAUAUACCUGUCUCUCUCGAGGUGAAGGCGGUGUCUAUCUUCGUAUCCCUACAAAAUAUGUUGGAGGUAAGAUCUACGAAGAGCGGAUCUGGGAUCAUGCCCCUGGAGCCUUGUUGAUUCAUGAGAGUGGUGGUAUCUGUACAGACAUGUGGGGCAAGGAGCUCAACUUUGGUGUGGGAAGGACUCUCAAGGAGAAUGACGGCAUCGUCGCCGCCGGUAAAGAUAUUCAUCCCAAGGCCGUCGAAGCGGUCAAAAAGGCGAUUGAAGAGGCGCAGGUUGAAAACAAGUGAUGGGGGUUUUAUCAUAAACAGUCUAGUCAUUGAUAUAGUAUACAACGUGAAACCGUAGACAGUGAUCAAGGAUCAGUCCAGACUUGCAAACCGUUCUCACCAAUAUGAAAGUGGAAUUUUGCCCCUUCUCGUUUCCCAAGUAUUCCUCCAUCCAUAUUCACCAACCUCACUAAUCCUUCGUACUUGCCGUUCUGUCCCACUUCACCAUUCUCCUUUUUUUCACGCGCCUUUGAUCGCAAAGCAUCAAUAAGAGUGAUGUCCCCCGGUAACUGCAGACCCCGCGCGCGUCCUAAAAGGG